GCUGCAGUCGACAGUUUCCACCCUGAUCACGAAUUAUAUUGUGAAGAGACGAAGGAAACAAUGAUGAGAGAGAUAGAGAAUCUUAAAAUGAAUCUUCAACUCUACGGAGGAGGACAUGGCAUGAACCUCUUAACCUACGACGAUCUCCUUCGCUUUGAGCUCCAACUCGAAUCUUCUUUCCAAAAUGCUCGAGCUCGUAAGUUUGAGCUCAUGCAUCAGCAGCAACAAAGGGACGACCCGAAGGGAAAGGGAAAGGAAAUAUUCAUGGAUGAAGAGAACCAACAGUUUUACCAUCUGGGACAAGGAAGCUCUUGGGAGCAUCUGAUGUGGCAAGCAGAGAGACAGAUGAUGACGUGUCAAAGAGAAGUAGAAGAUGACUUUAUGCGUCGGCACAUGAAGGAGCAGUUCCCUUUCAACGUUGAUGAACAACCUACCGGCCUUCUUCAACUCCUCCGCACUCCUCCAUCGCCCGUUAAAACCCUGAGUCAAAGCCCCGGCACAAAUAAGUGUUGA
This is a messenger RNA of Brassica oleracea var. oleracea, 513 nucleotides long. Its product is annotated as MADS-box protein defh21. Gene Ontology annotation, molecular function: DNA-binding transcription factor activity. Lineage: Eukaryota; Viridiplantae; Streptophyta; Magnoliopsida; Brassicales; Brassicaceae. The record is from RefSeq and is a predicted model, not a curated record. Gene Ontology annotation, cellular component: nucleus. The transcript is spliced from 5 exons. The coding region runs from base 61 to 513 and encodes 150 amino acids. Gene Ontology annotation, biological process: regulation of DNA-templated transcription.